This is a messenger RNA of Schistosoma rodhaini, 2176 nucleotides long. Lineage: Eukaryota; Metazoa; Platyhelminthes; Trematoda; Strigeidida; Schistosomatidae. The record is from the annotation of a GenBank genome assembly.
UUUUAAGGCAGACUUUCAAGAAGGUUAUAUAUAAUCGUUCUUGAGGGCGGUAUUAGUCUAUUUGUAGAACAGUACGUAUUGCUCUUCUAGAACAACAGAAGUGUUGUUUUUCUUAGUCGUGUUAAUGUUUAAGAAGGAAAUUUGUCGAUAAAUUGGAUAUGAUGUAAGAAUUUAUUUCGCAGCAUGUAAUAUAUAACAACCUAUUAUGGUCCCAUAAAGUAGGUCAAGUUCUCCAAAGACACUAUUCUGGUGCCCAACUGUUGUCGUUGGAUUCUGACUCUGCUCAAAUCGUAAUAAUAUUGGUCAGCAUUGGAAAUUCUCAGCGUUUGACAAUGUCUGUAUCUAUUGAAAGAAAUCCAAAGGAUUACUAUCAACGGAGUCUCAGAAGUAAGAAUCACAAAUUUAAGAAAUAUGGUCGUUCACUGCUCAAGCCAAAAUUCGAUUCUUCAAUGAAAACAGAGAAACACUGGAACCAAAUCAGUCUACACUCUAAAAAGGAACCACGAAUCACUCUACCGGUGAAACCGACGGGAUAUAAAAGUUCGAUACUUAUACAGAGGAAAAAACCAUGGAAUACUGCCGUGAAAAGUGAUGUCAAGGAAGGACACAAUCAAGUUUCAAAAUGUGAAAAAUUGUCAAGUCGGAGGGAAGUGUCCCUUCCAAUAAGUACAGACAAAAAUAAAUCGUCUGAUCUUCGGCACAUACCUAUAUGGUUGCGGAAGUCAUUGAAAUUUGUACAAAAUUGUUUUCUUGAGGAUCCCCCAAAAUUAACAGACGAUUUUCCCCAUAAUGCUAACAAAGAGGAUGGAAACGCUCCACCGAAUACAUUUAAAGUUGUUCAUAAGUCGCUUAAAAGUGCUAAAGCUAAUAUAUCAGAUAAUCUCGAAGAAAUCUUCUCGAAAUUGGGUUUAGAACAAUGGAUAAAAGAGUACAAAAAUGCCCAUGAUGAAAGUGUGAACGAAAACUCAUCCGAAGAUCAACAUAUCAUUAGUAGUUGUUCAAAACAAAUAACUCAAAAAUUAACUCACUCAAACCCAAAUGAAUGCUCAUUGAAAAAACGAUUAAGGAAAGAAUCAUAUGAAGAGGGUCACUUACAGGGGCAAUUAGUAAGUCCAAACACUGUUGAAAAUCAAUCAAAAUCUUGUCCAUCGGAUUCAGUAAAACAAAGCAAAGACAAAAAGACUCCACUUUCGUCGCAAGAUAAACUAAAUACACCAUUUCUACUAACCUCCAAUAACAAGAUACACCAUCAGAGUUUGGACUUGUUAUCUCUUGAUGUAUUUAAUCGGCUACAAGGAAAUAGCUCAAUAAACUCGAAAUCUCCUAGUUUAGUAAAUGAUAAAAGAUUUAGCCAAAUAGGCAUACACGCCAGACCGACAGUGCUUGAAAACAAUCAUCAUGAAUACCCAAUAAAGUCAUGCUACCCAAGAAGUUCAUCUAAGUGCAGUAAAUGUCUUAAUGAACUGCCAAUGGUUGAAAAACAAAACCACGAUUCUGUUUUGAAACAAAGUAAUAUAAGACGUAAUGAUAUAAAUUUCGAUCGCAUGGACCGAAGUGAAUAUGAAGUUGGACCUGAAAGUCAGAAAAUACAUCGCUGGUUGGAUGAAAAUACUUACUUAAUGAGCGGCUUGCGCCAACCAGAAUUAGGAGAUACUUGCAACAAAAAUAAAAGGAAACACACAAUUCCAUACAAGUCUGAUGUAAAAUAUGUUAAUCAACAAGAAAAUACAAGACAUAUGAAUUCUGGUUUGAACACCGUUUCUCCGCCUGUGCACCCAAUCUGGGAUACACCUGAAGAUCUACGAACGUCAUCACUUACUGACUUUCUUCACUUAUAAGACUUUUAUCUAUUAUGGAUUCACUUAUUUAAAUAGUAUGAAUGUUCGAUUGAGUUUUGCUUCGUUUAAAAAAAAAUUAUCAUGGGAAGUGUUUGUUAAGUUCGGUAUAAUUCCUAGCAAAUACACCUAAAAUCUAUCGAAAGCAGAAUAAAUCUGACAAAUUAGAAUAAUUUUCAACAUUUCAUUCUUCCGUUAGUUAAUGCUCGACCCCAUAUUUAUCAAAAACCAGUGUACAACAUAACAGAAUAUCCCUAUAAUUGAGUGGGUUUUACGGAAAGCCAUUCUAAAUAUUCAUUAUGACUGCUUUAGCUAUAUAUUUAUUUAUUUAUUUAAACACA